Messenger RNA from Naegleria fowleri, 2550 nucleotides. RefSeq lists its product as uncharacterized. Gene Ontology annotation, biological process: mRNA catabolic process; regulatory ncRNA-mediated gene silencing. Gene Ontology annotation, cellular component: nucleus; RISC complex; cytosol. Gene Ontology annotation, molecular function: RNA binding; nuclease activity. NCBI's taxonomy places the organism in Eukaryota, Heterolobosea, Eutetramitea, Acrasida, Naegleriidae. The record is from RefSeq and is a predicted model, not a curated record. The coding region runs from base 1 to 2550 and encodes 849 amino acids. The transcript has 3 exons.
AUGUCUGCUUCUCUCGACGGUAUUGUCAAAUCAGUUGUUAGUGGUAACACCAUCAAAGUUUGCCAUCCUCAAAGAGCUGAUAAAGAAAAGGUUCUCGUUCUUGCCGAUGUCAAAACUCCACGUAUUGGAUCUAAAAACGAUGAAGAUGAGUUUCGAGUCGAUUACACUGUGAAAGAAACAGGCUUGAAUUAUGCCACCAUCUUUUUGGGUGAUGAGAAUAUUAAUGAGGCUGUUGUGGAGGCCGGUUUUGGUGAGGUCAAAGAGGUCAAGAAUCCAAGCGAGGAUCACAAGAGAUUGCUCGAACUCCAAAAAGUUGCCAAAGAAAACAAGAUUGGAAGAUGGGAUACUGGCAAUAAAAAGAUUGCCAAGACAUCCAACAAUGCCGAAAUUGAUGUUCAACAAUUGUUGAAAUCAUUCAAAUCCAAGGCUAUUAAUGUCAUUGUUGAAUAUGUACUCAAUGGUGCCACUUUGAAGGUCAGACUCCCUACUCAUGAAGUUGUCUUGUUGAAUUUGACUGGUGUCUACUGCCCACUCUUCAUCAAGAAUAAGAAGGAAGGAACUGAACUUGCUCAACCUUUCGCCAAGGAAGCUAAGCUUCACACUGAAUAUCGUUUGUUGAACAGAGAUGUUACUGUUUUGUUUGAAGGUAUUGACAAUACUGGUAACUUGCAUGGAAGUAUCAUUAUUUCUGCUGAUGAAACUAGCGACAAGCCAGUCACUUAUCAAGAAGAAUUAUUGUUGACUGGUUAUGCAUCUGUUGAUGAAAGAAGCGCUCCAAAGUCUAAAUAUGCACAAAGAUUCAGAGCAGCAGAACAAAAAGCAAAAGAUGAAAAAAAAUGUUUGUGGGUUGACUAUCAACCAAAGAAACAAUCGUUGGAACAAUCCGAUACCGAUUUCACAGCUAGAGUUUUGGAAGUUUUGUCAGGUGAUACUUUGAAGAUUAUCAAGAAUGAUGGAACUGAAGAGAAAAUCAGUCUCUCCAACAUUAAGACACCAAAAUAUAAUCCAUACGCUAAGAAGCAAGAAAAGAAGGAAGAUAAGGAAGGAGAAUCAGAAAAGAAGGGUGAAACUCAACCUUGGGGCUAUGAAGCUAAAGAAUUGUUAAGAAGCAAAGUGGCUGGAAAAGAAAUUCAUGUUGAAGUUGACUACAAGAAGGAAAUGCAAUCAACAAAGGAAGUGAGAAGAUACUGCACAGUUUUGGUGAAUAAGAAAUCAGUUGCAGUAGAGUUGGUUAGAGAAGGUUUUGCCUCUGUCAUUAAACUCAGAGCUGACGAGGAGAGAUCAUCCGCUUUUGACCAACUUAUUUUGGCUGAAAAUGAUGCUCAAAAGAGACAAAAGGGUAUUCACGGAAAGAGAAGAGCACCAAACCAAGUCUUUACUAACGUUACAACAUUUGAUGCUGUCUCCAAAUUGUACAAACUGUUGAGCGGAAAGUCAACUGCUACCAAGGGAUACAUUGAAAAGGUUCUCUCUACAAACAGAUUUGUUAUCAACCUUCCUGGUGAUAGCUCCACAAUCAAGUUCUCCAUGUCUGGUAUUGCUACUCCAACCACUGGAAAUGAUUUGGCAAAGGAGGCUUUCCAAUAUGCCUUGCUCAAUACUUCAUGCAGAGAUGUUGAACUCGUUUUGGAAAGUGUUAUUACAACUGGAGACAAGCAACAGCAAGGUGUUAAGCAAGGAGUUUUGUGUGGUCAAUUAUUGAUUGGAGGAAAGAACUUUGCUUACAAUUUACUCGAGAAUGGUUUUGCUAUUACUCAAGAUUUUGCUAGAAAAUUAAAAAAGAAGAAGGUCCGAGAAGAACAAGAAGAAGAGGUUGAAAGACCAAUUUCUCAACGUUUCUCUGUUUCUUCCGCAAGAAAUGCUCAAACUAUCAGAGUUACUGAUUUUGAAGAUGUGACUACCUUCUAUUACCAUGGUGCUGAUGUUGUGAACAGAUUGAAAGAGAUUGACCAAUUAAUUCAACAACUCAACCCUGAGACUCUUCCAACUCUCUCCUCUCCAUCUGUUGGUUCUUUAUGUCUUUCACAAUUCACUGAAGAUAACAAUUGGUACAGAGCAAAGAUUGUUUCUAUCAACGAUUCUAAUUGUAUUGUGUUGUAUUCUGAUUUUGGUAACAGUGAAGAGAAGCCGCUCUCCUCUCUCAAACAAGUUCCAGCUGAAAGUGAACUCUUAAAGAUCAGGCCAUGCGCUCAAAAGGCUCGUUUGGCUUUCGUUAAACCACACAGACAAUUGUUCAGAGUUGAUUUGGAAACCCUUUUAAGAGAUACCCUGAUGGAAGGUGAAUGGUUAUUAACUGUUGAAUAUGUCGAUAACGGUAUUGAAUAUGUCACCUUGCAACCAAAGGGUGCCAAGAAUCAAGACACCAUCAACUCUCAAAUUGUGCGAAGUGGUUUGGCAUUCAUUGACAGACCAGUUCUUCAAAGACAUUUCAAGAAUUUAUUGGCCUCCUAUGAAGAGGAUAGAGAAUAUGCUGCCUCAAAGCAUUUGAACUUGUACGAAAUGGGAGAUUUUGGUGAUGACACUGACGACUUUGAGGAAGAGGAAAACUAA